CAAUUGUGGAUCGUGGUGUUCAGGAAAAAUGAGGUCUCUUUUUCGAAGAAAACCAAGAGAAAUAUCUAUGAAUGAAGUCUGCACCGAGCCUGAUUGUCUUCCAAAACCUCCAAGUGAAACAGAAAAUGGAAUGCAUUGAUGACACAUAUGACACGAGGAAUUUUAUUAAUGAUUAAGGAAGACUUUAGUGAGAAUAAUCAACUCAUCAACAAAUAACGAAUCAUGGUUAUUUUUAAAAAUUUGAUUAAAUAAUCGGUAUUGUGUCAACAACGUCAACAUUUACAAAGUUUGUUGAUUUAUCCUGACCAUGAGUUCUUCUCUGGUCAAGGACGCUUUUCUCAAGACAGAUCUUGGAAUUACAAGCGAUCUAUAAUCUAUAUUCAGAAAAUAUGGAAGACGCUGUAGUAGCAAACCGCGUGGGAAUAAUCUAAGCUGGUGUCUUAAAAAGCAUUUAAACUGGCAUGUUACCUUGAUCAGGCUGAGAAUAGAUUGACUGUGGAUAUAAUACUAACUUGUAUAAGACGAUACGAUUGACUGGAAAUACAUCUCAUCUGUCUAAGCCACUUGGCCAGUUCUCUGUGUGUACACACAAUACACGUAUAUAUAGAUAUGACUAAACAAAUCUUUCAAGAUGCAUCUCACAUUAUUUUACGCAUAAGUGCAGUCUAAAAAUGAAAUGGUGAAAAUUGCUGAAAAUCACUAAUAAAUAUUCGGUUACAUAAGUCUUAUACUUCGUCAUCAUUUUGGGAGAGUGAAAUAAUGCAAUAAAUUUGUACAUGUGUAGCAAAUGAGCGAACAUAACACUUCACCUUAUUGACGUUUAUUAUUGUUACAAGUACAACGCUUUGUGAUUCUACGGGGGAGAAUUCGGAGUACCAAUGUUGACAAUAGUACGAGUAGAUCCACUAAUUGUGGAGAAUGGAGAAGCUCACCAUACAUCAAAAUAUGAAAUUAUGAAUCGUGAUGGUGCAGAUGCUAGACUGGUAGUUCGUCGAGGUCAAGAAUUCUUCAUGAGACUGCAUCUUAAUAGAGAUUAUGAUAGUAAAGUUGAUGGGCUUUCUGUUGUUUUUACUCUUGAUGGAGUCAAAAGGCCACAGUAUGGACAUGGUACCUUUGUAGUUGCACCUUUGCUCAAUGAAGGAGAAAUAUCUGAGGGAGCCUGGCAUGCAACGCUGUAUUCUGUAGAAGUUAAUUCUAUGGUGAUAAAAAUUACUUCUCCUCCCAAUGCAUUAGUAGGCAAAUGGAAAAUUGAAAUUGAUGCCAAAAAGAAAAAUUCAGGAGGUGCUAUCAGCUUUAGUGUCAAUGAACCUUUUUACAUCAUUUUCAAUCCUUGGUGUCCAGAUGAUGAGGUAUUUCUUGAUGAUGAAAACAAACGUCAAGAAUAUGUAAUGGCAGAUACUGGACUUAUCUGGAGAGGAAACCAUAAAUCAAUGAGACCAACUGUUUGGAAGUAUUCCCAGUUUGAAAAAGAUAUAUUAGACUCUGCUCUAUAUCUGAUGAUAGAAGUUGGAAAAGUUCGAUCUGCUGCAAGAAAUGAUCCAGUAGUAAUAAGUCGAAUACUUUCUGCAGUCGUCAAUUCUCCAGAUGACAAUGGAGCAGUUAUGGGAAACUGGUCGGAUGACUUUAGUGGAGGAACUGCUCCAACAAAAUGGUUAGGAUCUCAGAAAAUUCUUCAACAGUAUUACAAGACCAAAAAACCAGUUAAAUAUGGACAAUGUUGGGUUUUUUCUGGAGUUCUGGCAACUGUUUGCAAAACUUUAGGCAUACCGUGUCGUGUUGUAACUAAUUAUUCUAGUGCUCAUGAUACUCAAGGAAGUUUAACUGUUGAUUACUUUGUUGAUGCUCAGGGCAAAAUAAUGGAAGAACUGAAUAGUGAUUCAAUUUGGAAUUUCCACGUCUGGAAUGAAGUUUGGAUGAAAAGGCUAGAUCUUGGAGAAGAAUAUCACGGAUGGCAAGCAAUCGAUGCUACGCCUCAAGAACUAAGUGAAGAUGCUUAUCGUUGUGGUCCAACAUCUGUUGCAGCUAUUAAGAGAGGAGAAGUUCUUCGACCUUAUGAUGGAGGGUUUCUCUUUGCUGAAGUCAAUGCUGAUAAAAUAUUCUGGAGAUAUAACGGUCCUACUCAACCUCUUAAGUUAAUCAGAAAGGAUAUUUAUGGCAUUGGAAAGCAAAUCAGUACAAAAGCAGUGGGCAGUUGGACUCGAGAAGACUUAACGCAUGCAUAUAAAUAUCCUGAAGAAUCUUAUGAAGAAAGACAGGCUAUGCUGAAAGCUUUGCACCAAAGUGAAUCUCUGUUUAGUCGUUAUUAUUUAAAUGAGGAAUUUAAUGAUAUUAAAUUUGAUUUUGAACUUCGUGAUGAUAUUGUAAUUGGAAAACCUUUUAGUGUUGUUCUGCUGAUAAAGAAUCGAAGUGUUGAUACAAAGUACAGAGUUUCAGUAAUUCUUCGUGUAGAAGUAGUUCUGUACACUGGACGAGUAGGAAAGCCAAUUAAAUCAGCAGAGACUGAUCGAUUAGUAAAGCCAGGAGUACUGGAAGAAGUUCGUUUAGAUCUUGCUUAUGAAGAAUAUGGACCAAGAUUACUAGACCAAUGUGCCUUCAAUAUUGCUUGUCUAGCUACUGUCAAAGACACCAAUUUUGAGUACUUUGCUCAAGAUGACUUCCGGAUACUUAAACCAAAUAUUGAUAUUGAAAGAAAAACUGAAGCUAUCGUAGGUUACAUUUUGGAAGCUACUGCAGCUUUUAUCAACCCAUUACCAACUCCUCUCAAAAAUGGAAAGUUUCUUAUUGAAGGACCUGGCUUGGAUCAACAGCUAAAGAUUAAGCUUUCUCAAAAUGUUCAACCUGGUGAAAAAGCAACCUGUACUUUUUCUAUGAUUCCUAAGUUCACUGGAAGAUCAACGAUUGUUGUGAAGUUUUAUUCUGACGAACUUGAUGAUGUCGAUGGCUUCGUUAACUUCAUGGUACAACCUGCUGAAGCAUAUAAUUAAGUUAUUUAAAUGAAUAAAUAUAUUUCUUUGUGGUACUUACGUAGAUAGUAUUAAUUUUUUUGUUUUCAUCACCAAAAUGUUGAUUUUUAUAUAAUUUUAUUGUACGAAUUUCAUGUUCUUAGUGAAAAUAUUUCAAGAAACAAAAAUUAUACAGUGAAUUGAUAUUGAAAUUAUUUCUAGUUAUAUUUUUCUGUAUUUUUAUGAAAACUCAAUUUGGAAUGAAUUUAGGUUUCAUAAUGUGGAGCAAAUAAUAUAUUUUUAAA
This is a messenger RNA of Chelonus insularis, 3247 nucleotides long. RefSeq names its product annulin-like. The coding region runs from base 879 to 2984 and encodes 701 amino acids. Gene Ontology annotation, biological process: peptide cross-linking. The transcript is spliced from 10 exons. NCBI's taxonomy places the organism in Eukaryota, Metazoa, Arthropoda, Insecta, Hymenoptera, Braconidae. The record is from RefSeq and is a predicted model, not a curated record. Gene Ontology annotation, molecular function: protein-glutamine gamma-glutamyltransferase activity.